AUGCACUUUUCUUCUUUUUCUUCUCGCCAAUCUUUCUUCUUUGUUCUCACCCUUCCCCUUUCUCUCCAUGCAUCGAAACUUCCUACCAACCGGGGACUCCCCAACGCCAGGCUCAAGCGCCGUUCUACUUUCCGUGCAGAGGGUGCUCCGCCUAAGCAACGUCUCCGCACUUCUCAACACCUUCGUGCUCCCGUCACCCCCACCCCCAUCGUCAUCACCACUCCCCAGCCUAUCCCAGCCACAGCCAACAACACUCGCGCUCGCUUUCGCGCCCCUCGUCCCGUCGCCACCACCGUCGUCUCCACCACCCAGCCUAUGCCAGCUAUAGUCCACAACACUCGCGCUCGUACUCCUCGCACUGUACCAUCCUUGAUCGCAUCUGAGGGAGAAGACAGCUAUGACGAAGAAGAUGAUAAUGGAGAAGACGAUAAUGGAUUCGAGAGUGAGGAUUUCGACAUCGAUGAAGAAACCGAGGUUGGUGUCGACAAUGACAUCGAGGGAGAAGCCAACUAUGAUGUGGAGGAGGUGAAUGACCACGACGUCGUCCCUAGGCCUAUUUCAUUCGCUCUUGAGAAAGACGCAUAUUUAUCCAAGAAGCGAGGAUUGAAAGAAACAGAGUCCUAUACAAGUCUGAUCAACACGCUCGUUUUUGGAGGAGCAAUGAUUGAUUCAACAGCAGUAGCCGCACACGCAGAUCCGAACGACAUCGAGGAGAUGGAGGACGUAGUUCUUGAGCAGAUCAAAGCCCAAGAGGUUUUGUGA
Messenger RNA from Linnemannia hyalina, 762 nucleotides. The record is from the annotation of a GenBank genome assembly. Lineage: Eukaryota; Fungi; Mortierellomycota; Mortierellomycetes; Mortierellales; Mortierellaceae.